Molecule: messenger RNA, 1218 nt
Organism: Symbiodinium sp. CCMP2456
Lineage: Eukaryota; Dinophyceae; Suessiales; Symbiodiniaceae
Source: the annotation of a GenBank genome assembly
AUGCCGGCCAGUUCGGGGAAAGUGGCUAAGCGAGUUGUGCAGUCCACCGUGGACACGAUGCCAGCUUCGCUGCCAGCUUCGCAACCGGUGGUGGCUAAGAAGCGAGCUGUGCAGUCCACCGUGGACACGAUGCCAGCUUCGCAACCGGUGGCGAUGAAGUCCAAGACCAGCAAUGCCAAGAAGCGAAUCAUUUACUGCAGCGACUGCAGUGGGCUGGACGGGGCUGCCUUGGCUCUCCGGAGCCUGGGCGUGCCAAUGCGGCAUCUCUUCGCGUCGGAGAAGAACAAGAGUUACCGGACAGUUUUGAAGGCUUUCCAUCCAGACAUAGAGCAUGUCUUUGAGGACGUGAGCAACAGAUCCACCGAAGACCUCCUGAAUGUGGUUCCAAAGACAAGUGGUGGUCAGACUCGCCUGGUUUAUACGGCGGGCUGGCCGUGCCAGCCCUUUUCCAAGGCUGGAAAGCGGGCAGGUGAGGCUGAUGAUCGAAGCACUUUGGUGUGGAGGGUUCUCCUGACCAUUGACACUUUGUGCCCCGACCUGGUUAUCUUGGAGAACACUGCCAAUCUGACCACUGUGAAGUUCAAGACUCACUUCGAGGAAAUCUUGCGGCUCUUCAAGUCGUUGCAGGGGGAGAAGUACGAGGUUCACUGGGAGAUUCUGAACUCCAGGACGAUUGGGCAGGUGCCAUCGUCGCGGGAACGUGUCUAUGUGGUGGGAAUUCGGAAGGACAGGAAGAAGUUGUCGUGGACGUGGCCCAGUCCUCUGCCAUCCUUCGGCCUGAACCCCAUCCUGGAGCCGGAUGGCGUUUACCCCAAGGUUGACAUGAACACCCUGCCCCGCACGGCACUUCGCAACAUCAUCAGCGCCAUGGAGAAAAUCAAGGAAGGCAAGCCGUUGGGAGAAGGCCCGGUGACAAAGCAGCCCUUCGUCAUUGACAUCGCAUGCAGCCCUGCCUGGUCAAACUUGUCGUACGACGGGGUCCCGGUCGUGACCAAGAGUCAUGCCGGCUGCUUGUGGCUGUUGCACAAGCAGCGGUGCUUGGGGGUGACUGAAGUCUUGCGUGCUCAGGGCAUAGACGCUCGCAAGCUCGGGUUGACCCUUCCCGUUCCUGGGGUCUCGGACAACAUCAUCAUGGAGAUGGCGGGCAAUGCCUUCACUGCCACGGUCUUUGAAAGGCUGUUCAAAGCCUUGCUUCCAGUUAUCGGCGUGAAGGUGUGA